AGUAUAACCUAGGUAGUUUAACCAUAUGUGAAGAAUAUAGUAACUUGAAGCGAUCAGUAUUUAGAGAGAUUUAGGUUUACUUAUGUUUUGGCAAUAUCUUUUAAAAUUAAAGGAUAUUAAUCUUGUCCUUGAAAAAUAUUUAUUUAGCACCCAUGUUUGGAAGUAUAAAAAAAUAUAUAGGGAGUUUUUAUACGAAAGCAACUAGUCGUGACGAAAAAAUGAGAGUGGACGACUUUAAAUUUCACGAUGCGUUUGAAGAAGAUUCGAAUAAUGGUUUGAUUUUAAAUGAUCAUUACAUUCCUGAAGAGAUUUUAAUCAAAAUAUUGAGUUUUGUACCACCUAAGGAACUUUUAACUCUGGCGCUUGUUUGCAAAAAAUGGUGCAAUAUAAUUAAAUCUGAAAUGUUAUGGAUAGACAUAUACAAACGGGAAAAUCCUCAUCCAACUAAAUGGUUACCUUGGUAUGUCUAUUAUGUGUACUGUACCACAAAUGCUUUUAAAAAUAUGUUACAAAAUGGAAAUGGUAAUGACCAGUAUCGUCAUUGGAAGAUAAUGAGAAAUUUUGGUGACCAAUUUGUAAUAGAAAAAGAACCACAAGGCUCUGAACCGCUCCCUUCUAAUGUACCAGAUUUCAAUGGUCAUAAAAGUUGUUUUGCUACUUCAUAUUAUGAAUGUACCAAACUACAAGAAAUUAAGUUAGAAGAUCGACGUUUGUUGAGGUAUAUUAUGAACAAACAUAAACCACAUCUCUAUGCUAGCGAAUGGGUGGCUGCUAGAUUUGAUUGCGGCAGUAAGUAUGUGUUACAAUUCAAAGGACUUUCUCAAGAAUUGAAGCAAAUAGCAAAAGAUGGAGACGAUGAUGAUAUUGAUUAUGAUAGUGCAGUACUUUUCCAAGACGAAAGACAGAUAUUCAUGCCUCAAUGGGGAAAUGCCACAUGGUCAAAAGUAGAAAUAGUGAUAGAUGAUUAUCCAGAUAAUGUGAUGUCUCUAAUAUUUCUACAUGAAGGCAGAGAUACCCAAUACUGGAAAGGACAUUAUGGUAGUAAAAUGGCUGGUGGUGUGGUAAAACUACUUUUCGACACAAUUAAAACUGAAGAUCUUUCAUAAACGUUUUUAAAAAAUGUAUAAUUCAGAUCAAAGGGGCAUACUUUUCUAUUUAUAUAAGUUAGUUGAAAAAAUAUGUGGUAGAUGAAUACAUUAUAUUUACACUAAAAUAUUGGUUAUUUAAAAAAAAUGAAUCACAAGUUUUAUAAGAUAUAUGUAAAAGUACUCUUAGAUAUUUAGGAAUCAUGUUGUAGAUCAACUUUUUAUUUAAAUAACUGAAAUAUUUGUUCAAAGCUGAUCACCUUAUCCAACAAUUCAGUGUUAUUUAUAACUAUUAUCAGGUAACUAAGUUUUAUUUACCUCACUACUACUUUACCAUUUACUACCUACAUUCAUAAUUACACUGUCUGAUCCUUGGAGCUUUACCUAGAUACCCAGUUCCGAUAUGGCUCGAAGGACCAGACAAUGUUAUUGUAAAGGUUGUAAACAGUACGUUUGGUAAUUAUCUGGCAAGUCCUGGAACAUAAGGAAAUAGUAUUGCAUUAUCUCAACGUUAUUUGUAAAUAAUUAUGAAAAGUAAUUUAUGAUUUAUUACUGUUUACAUAUAUUUAUUUUCACUUUUAGGUUUUCUUAUACUUCUAUUUUAAUCUUAGCUGAACUAACAUUUUACUUUUAGUUAAAUUUUUUUUUAUAUUCCGUAAGCGUCACAUAUAGAAUAAAACAAGUUUUAUAAAAAAAUAUUUUUUUAAUAACACUUAUUUGAAUACCACAAUUUUUUAAACAAGAUUUUUACCUUACUUAUGAAGUAACUAUAAACAUUGACAAUACUGCAACUUUAUUUGUUGCUUAAUUCAGUCACUAUUCUUAUACUGUCUCUUGUAUUAUUGAUAAUACAGUGGGUACAGUAAAUAGUUCCUUCGAAGCAGUUUUACAGUAAACCUAUUUUUUAAAAAUUGUGGAACGAAUAUAUAAAUUGUAAGCAAAUGUGAUAUUUAUCAAUGUUAUAAUAAAUGUACUGUGUUACUAUUCCACUUUUAA
Messenger RNA from Diorhabda sublineata, 2081 nucleotides. RefSeq names its product F-box only protein 6-like. The coding region runs from base 153 to 1106 and encodes 317 amino acids. NCBI's taxonomy places the organism in Eukaryota, Metazoa, Arthropoda, Insecta, Coleoptera, Chrysomelidae. Gene Ontology annotation, cellular component: cytoplasm; SCF ubiquitin ligase complex. Gene Ontology annotation, molecular function: ubiquitin protein ligase activity; protein binding. Gene Ontology annotation, biological process: SCF-dependent proteasomal ubiquitin-dependent protein catabolic process; glycoprotein catabolic process. The transcript has 5 exons. The record is from RefSeq and is a predicted model, not a curated record.